AGCCCCACUCCUGCAUGCCAGCACAAAAAGCUUUGUUGCUUGUAGAUUGUUUGUUUAUGUAAAUUGACAUGGUGCAUUUUAUUAUGCAACGGGGAAAGGCUCUAAGUGACAAGAAAAGUGCUGAUUGGACAAGCCUCUUGGAAAGGGACCUCUGACAAAGCCAAGGCAAAUCCUGACAUUAUUCCCUGCUUGGCUGCAACAACUUCAGGAGGACGGAAAGCUUGUUGACUCUUCAAUAUAUCUAUCUAUUUGGUGGGGGAGGGAUAGUGGUGGAUGGUUUGAUUUCUGCAGCGAUUCUGGGAUACCAGAUCAUCUCUGGACACAUAUCCACAAGGAACCUCUUGGAUACUGCAGGAACCAUGACAGAAGAUGUCCAGGUUCCAACCAGCAUGUCUGAAUAUAAUCGGAACGUGCCCUCUGAAAAACCUCAGCUCCAGGUCAUUGAUAUUAUUGAUCAAAUUGCAAAUUCUGUCGAGAUAUUUCCUUACGAAACCGCAGAGCCUAUUCCCGGUUCCCCACUUGCACAAGGAAACCGAGAAGGAGGAGGCAAACAUUUAGCAAAGAGCACAGCAUACGAAGUUUCAGUUGGGUUAAAGGAACUUCAAGGAGAGCCAGAGGGAAACAAGGAGAGAGAAACUGACAUCUUUUCCCAGGAGACAAGAAGCUGGGAAGAAGAAUCCAGAGAAGGCUUUUGCGAGGAGAAGCAUCCUGUGAGCACUAUAGACCAUAAAGUAGCUAAGAUGGAAGAAAGAAAGAUGGAGGAACCCCAGACUGAAGAAGUCUACAGCAGUAAUGAGGUGGUGGAGGAGGAGAAACAGGAAGAGGCGGAGCUGAGUGAACCCAAGGAGCCAAUGAAAGAGGAAACGCAACUAGAAGAAAAUGAAACCAUGGCAGAGGAAGAUUUCGAUGGCACUGAAGAAAUAAUGCAGAAGGAAAGCAAUGAGGAUAAACAUAAAAAGAGGCUGGAGAGCGGCAGCAAGGAUUUCCUUUCUGCCAGUGCCAGCUGUAACUCUCAGACUGAGAAACCUGCUGAGCAGCUGAGCUUGGUGAAGAAAAAUGAUAUCUCCAGGCACAGUUAUUCUCGAUACAAUACAAUAUCUUACCGGAAGAUCCGGAAAGGAAACACUAAACAGAGAAUUGAUGAAUUUGAGUCCAUGAUGCAUUCAUAAAACUGAGGCAGAGGAUUUGAUGGGCAUGCUGUGAUUCUCCUCCCCUCCCCAAUGCCAGACAUUUAUCCACCUGUAAUAUCAAGUUAUCAAAAUAUAUUUUGCAGCUUCGAUCCAACCUAAGCUUACCUGUAAUCUAAGGCUACAACCCUAUGCACCCUUUCUGUUUGGGAACAAGCUCUAUUGAUCACAUUUACUUCCAGAUAGAUAUGCAUAGGAUGGGACUGCAUGGCUGCAGGCUUAUGCAUUGUUAUCUGGGAGUACUGUCUGUUGGACUAUUAGGGGACUUGCUUCUGAGUACAUAGCAUGUGGAUACACUUGGACUGGAAGUCUCCUUGAAACUAACAGAACAAGUUAGUCAUGACUAACUUCACUCCUACUGCUUUUGGUGGGACUGAUGCAUGUCUGCUCAAAAAUAAGUCCCAUUGAGUUCAACUGGACUUAAUCCCGCAAGUGUGUCUAGGAUUGCAGUCAUAAAUUAUAACUAACUUUCAUUGGACUGGGGCUAGUAUGUGCAAUUUGUCUGCACCUCAGAAAUGUAACCACAACAAUACAUGUACUAACUUAAAUCAGCAGUGUAAUGACUUUAACAUAGCUCAAUCAAAAAAGGUCUUUUAGAGAUAGUUUUCCAUCCCCCCUAUCCAUUUUUGGUACUGAAAUGGAAGAAACAGCUAGGGGACGCCAACCUUUGGCAGCCAGCAGGCACAUUUUGAACACUGAAAGAGUGUUGCGGGCACCAGUCAUAAAAUGGCUGCCGUGGGGUCAUGGCAUAACUCAAAACUGCUGCUAUAAGGGCAUGUCUUCCACAUCUAAAAGAGAAGAAAUUAGACAGGACCACAAAAUGGUGUGAGCUCCUCCUCACAGCUGUGGGGUGGGGAAGGCACAUCAGCCACUGUUACACUCACAGAGAGAAGCUCUUUGCAAUUCUCCUCAGUUCAGAACAGGUGGGAGGAUGGGUGUCAAUUGCUGGCAUCCAGUGAAAUGUGGAGACAUGUUUAAGAGGGUGUGUUCAACGUGAGCUAGUGCAAACAGGAACUGAGCAGGGAGAAGAAACAUUUUUGAGGGGAUAUUUAUUAAGACUUUUUGUGGGUGCCAUAGGACACACCGCCACAACAUGGGCAUAACAUUGGUGACCUUUUAGAUAGCCCUGGACUAAUUUGUAAUCUCUUUAAAACACACACACAGAAUAAUCAAGAUGGUUCUCCAUUCUGGUGAUUUCCUGACAAAUAGAGUAGACUUGAGGAUACCGUUACAAGAAUAAAGUUAUAACUCGUUGCAAUUGCUAUGAUCUCUGUUUUUAAAGGGUUCUGUGAGCAUGAACUACACCACCUUUGAAACCCACUUCCUGUCUGUUUUCCUAUCCUAUCAUUCUGUGUUGAGAGAAAAUAACGGCAUACAUUUGCACCAGCUAGUUGUAUUAGUCUUACAUUAUGGGCAUUGACAAAAUGAGUCCAGGAGCUACUUUAAAACUAAGGUGGCAAUCCUUUUCACAUUUUCUUGGGAGAAAACCCCACUGAACAUGGUGAAUCCUCUGCAGAGCUUUGGUAGCCAGUGUUGGAACUGUUAGCAACAUAUGCACUGUUAAUAAAAAGGCUGAAACACUGUUUUACAUUUCAAAAACUUGAAAUCCAGACUAGAACCAGAUUUACCCAUCUCACAAAUAAAUAACUGUAUGUCCACUAUUCUCACAAAACUAGUUCUCACAAUUUUGUCUGCCAAAUAUUGUUCCAUCACAUUCCAGUCAGCAACUGAGAACAUCAACACUGCAUACUAGUAUCAAUUAAUACACAGACUGAAAUGUUAACAUCAUAUUUGUAAAUGACUACAGUAUUAAAAUAUAUGUACUUCAGCUAUUAACAUUCUUUGGUUGAUAUAUUGUUAUAACUUUUUUUAAAAAAACCAGAUUGGGUAUAAACUGUGUGUGUGUGUGUGUGUGUGUGUGUGUGUGUGUGAGAGAGAGAGAGAGAGAGAUUGUGCGAUUCAAAAUGAGAAUAGGUUUGCCUUCCUUUUUCUUCCUCCCCCAAUCUGUAUAUUUUAGCUAGUAUAAUGAAAGGCAACUGAAAACCCUUUAAAAUCCCAUUGAAGUUCAUUUCUAACCAGUAAAAGAGGAAGAAAAUUUGCAUAUCCAAAUUGUUGCAGAUGAUACUGUUUAAUGAACCAGCUCUUGUUAGAGCAGAUAGCAACUUUUCCAGUAGCAACAGAGUUCCUCAAUAAGAGGGGGGAAAUUAAUAGAAUUGGCACAAAUAAAAGGGCUUUCAUGUUUAACAGAUGGCCUGAAUAAAAAAAAGUAAGAGUCCACUCCUGAGAAAUGUUAAGUGGGGGAACUAACCUUAAGGGAAGCACCUCAGGUGAAUAAACAGGCUGAGGUGAAAUUAGAGGCUAUUAUAAUGCUUAUGAAGACAGUUUCUCAAUUUCAAAUGCUUUGAGAAACCAAGAAUUAUGAGACUUUUCGUUUCCACAUUCAUCUUCUGAAACAGAUUCUCUUAUUGGAUUCACACGACCAUUCUG
Molecule: messenger RNA, 3674 nt
Organism: Podarcis muralis (Common wall lizard)
Lineage: Eukaryota; Metazoa; Chordata; Lepidosauria; Squamata; Lacertidae
Gene: ERMN
Product: ermin
Biological process (GO): regulation of cell projection organization; regulation of cell shape; morphogenesis of a branching structure
Cellular component (GO): internode region of axon; paranode region of axon; neuronal cell body
Molecular function (GO): actin filament binding
Source: RefSeq, a predicted model, not a curated record